Eremothecium cymbalariae DBVPG#7215 is the source of this 1062-nucleotide messenger RNA. RefSeq names its product type 1 protein phosphatase-activating protein SDS22 (gene SDS22). Gene Ontology annotation, molecular function: protein binding. The record is from RefSeq and is a predicted model, not a curated record. Bases 1 to 1062 code for a protein of 353 amino acids. The transcript has a single exon. NCBI's taxonomy places the organism in Eukaryota, Fungi, Ascomycota, Saccharomycetes, Saccharomycetales, Saccharomycetaceae.
AUGACUGAACAGAAGCCUAAUAUAAAUAGUGACUUAGAGUCUGAGAAAUCUAAUGAAAAUGUUCCUGAUCAGGGCUCUCAAUCGGUGUCCUCUAUUCAGACAGAAGUUAUUCAAGACAUGAAUGUGGAGUACCUUAGCGCAGACUCAGAAUUGACAGUUGACCUCCCCGAGGAUAUUAAGGUUAUCGACCUUAUCCAUUUGAAGAUACAGUCCAUGGAGGCGUUGAAUCUUUAUAGAUUUAAAAAACUUGAGAAAUUAUAUUUAAGACAGAACUUGAUUGAAUCCAUUAGUGAAGUGGAAGUCUUGCCUGCAGAUCAUCUUGAAGAGUUGGAUCUGUAUGAUAAUAGGAUUAAACAUAUUUCUAGAAAUGUUAACAAACUUGUUAAGUUGAAGAAUUUAGAUUUCUCUUUUAACAAGAUAAAGAACAUAAAGAAUAUCGAUAAGUUGACCCAACUGGAACGACUCUAUUUUGUUCAGAACAAAAUAUCCGUAAUUGAAAACCUCAACACACUCACAGACUUAAAGAGCCUAGAGUUAGGUGGGAAUAGAAUUACUGAAAUUGGACCAGACUCUUUACGGGGCCUUGAUAAACUAGAAGAGAUUUGGUUAGGUAAGAAUUCUAUUACAAGAUUUAUGAAUCUACAAUAUUUAAAGAAUUUGAAGAUUUUAUCGAUUCAAUCAAACAAAUUAAGGGUGAUUGAGGGACUAGAGGAAUUGGAAAAUUUAGAAGAGCUAUAUCUGUCUCAUAAUUUCAUUGAACACAUUUCAGGCCUCGAAAAGAAUGUCAAACUAACCACUUUGGAUAUCACUGCUAAUAAGUUAACAAAAAUUGAAAAUGUUAAGCAUUUGAAGCGUUUAACUGAUCUAUGGGCUUCAUUUAACCAAAUAGAUCAAAGUUUUGAAUCCUUGGGAGAGGAACUAAUUGCUUUGCCGGAAUUUGAAACUAUAUAUUUGGAGGGAAAUCCUAUACAAACAAAGAAUGAAACGACAUACAGGAGAAAACUUGUUCUGAAUCUUGGCCCAUCCCUUCAGAAAAUUGAUGCCACCUACAUUCGUGGUUGA